Messenger RNA from Telopea speciosissima, 1241 nucleotides. RefSeq names its product kinase-interacting family protein-like. The transcript is spliced from 4 exons. The coding region runs from base 66 to 1241 and encodes 391 amino acids. Gene Ontology annotation, molecular function: actin binding. The record is from RefSeq and is a predicted model, not a curated record. Lineage: Eukaryota; Viridiplantae; Streptophyta; Magnoliopsida; Proteales; Proteaceae.
GAUUAAUCUGUGGCAUUGUUCAGCUCUCAUUGAAGUAGACUGCAGAGACAGACUGUGAGGUUGGGAUGAAGACGCAAGGUUCUUCUCUUCAGUCAUGUCGAAGCUACUCUGGUAGGCCCCCAUGGCUAGUAGCCACCCUAGCAGAUCUCGAGGAGAAAAUGAAAUCUCUUUCUUCUAAUCUCCCUGAAGAAGACAACUCACAUACGUUCGCUGAACGAGCGGAGAGCUAUUACCAAAAACGCCCUCAGCUGUUAACACUCCUUCAAGACCUCUACAACGGCUACCUCUCUCUAGCCGACCGUUACUGCCAAACCAUUACGAAGAGUCGCCGCUAUCACUCUGAUCAAUCUCAAAUCUCAACCGUUCAUUCCGACAGCGAAGAUUCCUCUACUGCAUUUGAAGAAACCCACCUCGACUCUGACGCCGAGAGUUCCCUCUCUUACCAAACCCCACCACCAAUACACAACCCCAUCUACAUCGCCGCAGCAUCGGAUCACGAUGCUCUCAUUGCGGAAGUCGUAGCGAAGACCGUUGACUACGACAUUCUCGUCGAUGAACUCAGUUUCCUUGAACGUUGCAACACCGAGUCAUCAAGAAAGAUUGAGUUACAGAAGAGCUUACUUGAUGUUCUUGAAUCGGAGCGACUCAUUCUUCUUAACGAGAACGCAAGGUUGGGUUACCGAGUCACAACCUUGACCGAGGAGAAUAAAGGGUUAGCUUCAGAAGCUGUGUUCAUGAAGAGGAAAGCGAGCGAGUUAGCGAGGUGUAUUUUGAAACUGAGAGAGGAUCAUAGGGUCUGUUUGUUGAGCCGUAAAAUUGAAGAUCUUCAGAAUCAGAUUUAUGGGCUUGAGAAGAGGAAUAAAGAGUAUUAUGAGAUGUUGGUGAGAAGGGAUGAGGAGGAGAAGAAGAGGAAUAAUAAGAAGGAAAUGAUGGCUUUGGAGGUUUGCUUUGAGGUUGAGAAGAUCAAAUUGGAAAAUGAGAAGCUUAAGGAAGAAGCAGCAGUGAAUGUUGUGAAGGCACGAGAGGGAAGGAUGACGUGGAAACGGGUUUCGAGUUCGAGGAUGUGGGAACGAGUCAAGAAGCUUGACUCGUUCAUUUGUGGGUCCCAAAUCAGUGCAGUUUCUAUGGACUCUAAAGUAUUUCUUAAGUGGGUCCCCACCUCGGGGCCACAAUUAACUAGGGUGAUCAGUUGUAUUGGGAAGAAGUUUUUUUCUUGGGUUCUGAGUAUUAUAAAGAAUUGA